CAUCAAUUGUGAUUAACGAGGGAUUUGGGUGACUCCACAAGGUUCACACUUGCUCUCCCUUGAGAUUGUCUUUCUGCCUUUGUCGUGAUGACGUCUAUUCAGGAAACAGUGGACACGCCAGCACCAGGAGGGCCUGACGCAAUCUCAGAUUCAGCUCAGAAGAGAGGACGCAAGAGGAAGCCUUGAGCAAAGAGCAGCUCAUACAGCGGCGACUGGAUCAUUUGCAAGAGCUGCAGGAACUGUACAAGGCUGAGUUAUGGGGCACGCUGGAGGAGAUGCGCGCACGUUACCACCACUUCAAGGCCCCUGAUGGUGCAGCAGAUGCAGAUGGGUCUUCAAGUUUUCAAUCCCUCCAGACGCUGCUGGGGAAGCGCAAGGCGCAGGAAGCCCCUGCGGCAAGCACAGGCGAGCCACAGGCAGCUGAAGGGGUACAUGAGACAACAGAGGUGGAUGUGGUCAUGGUUGAAGCAGAGGCAGCGCCCAGCGACCAGUCGUCAGGCUCAAAGCAAGAUGGCGAUGGGACAGAGGCUGCGAGGGAUGGCAGUGCACCCCGUGGUGAUGGUGCAGAGGGCAGUAAUCGGGUGGGGCCUCUAAGCUUUGGCUUGUGGCUGGACCCUGCUGCAAGCCUCCCCCAAAAGGAGAUGAGGGGUAAUAAUGCGGAUGCGGGAGAUCCUCCGACAUUCUCAGAGGCUGAGGACAUUGUCCUGGCAGACAAUGGCACGCCAGCCGAUGCAGAAACUCUGACCACGCUGCGGCGGCAGACGCGCGCGCGGCUGGGCCGCAUCGCUCGCCUGGAACAGGCGUGUGCUUCCACAAUCACUCUUUUGCACAGCUUAAUGGCGGCGUCUGCCAGCACAGCGCGCCAGCUGGACAGGGCAGGCGCGCUGGCAAUGCUGUCAGGCAAGCGCGUGAGGUUUGUGAUCAAGCGCUCGGCCUUCUCAAUCGGCCGCCCCACCAGCUCCCACGGCGCAGUGGAUGUGGAUCUGGGGCGGGAGGGGGAUGCCUCGCGCGUGUCGCGGCACCAGGCGCGUGUGGCGUUGCGGCCAGACGGAGCCUUCGCCGUCACCAACUGCGGCCGCCGCAAGCUCCACAUCAACGGCUGCCAGGUGGAUCGGGGCCAGUCGGCGGUGAUGCAGCACUUGAGCCUGCUGGAAGUUGGGGGAAUCCGCCUGCUGCUGCACAUCAAUCACAGCGCCGUGCGCCGCCUCCUCGCGCGCUCAUCCUCCUUCGGGGACUUCCCCGGCAGCUGA
This is a messenger RNA of Coccomyxa subellipsoidea C-169, 1250 nucleotides long. RefSeq lists its product as hypothetical. The record is from RefSeq and is a predicted model, not a curated record. The transcript has 9 exons. Gene Ontology annotation, biological process: positive regulation of transcription by RNA polymerase II. NCBI's taxonomy places the organism in Eukaryota, Viridiplantae, Chlorophyta, Trebouxiophyceae, Coccomyxaceae. Gene Ontology annotation, cellular component: MLL1 complex; NSL complex; Ino80 complex. Bases 276 to 1250 code for a protein of 324 amino acids. Gene Ontology annotation, molecular function: protein binding; G-quadruplex RNA binding.